Messenger RNA from Nicotiana attenuata, 3037 nucleotides. RefSeq lists its product as uncharacterized. The transcript has a single exon. Gene Ontology annotation, molecular function: transcription coactivator activity. Gene Ontology annotation, biological process: regulation of transcription by RNA polymerase II. Gene Ontology annotation, cellular component: SAGA complex. NCBI's taxonomy places the organism in Eukaryota, Viridiplantae, Streptophyta, Magnoliopsida, Solanales, Solanaceae. The record is from RefSeq and is a predicted model, not a curated record. Bases 1160 to 2425 code for a protein of 421 amino acids.
ACAGAAAACAUUUCAUUCCUAUUUUAGUACUCCUACAAAUUAGUAAAAGACCUUGUAAAGACUGCUGACUGCUGCAAUUCAGUGCUCACUAAAUUCUAUAAGCAGUUUAUAGUAUUUCUCUUUAGAAUCUUUCCUUCUUUUUUCAUACAAACUUGAGCAAAUAUAUCCUCUUAAACUUACUUCACCCACGCGCAGUUAAGUCCUGUAACCUCCACAUUCCCAUUAAUACCCAAUAAAUAAUCGCGUGCUAUAACACGAGAAAGAGAGAGCGUGAUAAUAUGAAGUUCUAAAAUGUUAAGUACGAAAAACACAAGAACAAAGAAGAGCCGGAUUCAGGAGAAAUCAAGAAGAGGGAGAGAGAGAGAGUAGUGUCAGAGAGAGAAAGUGGGAAGUGGGUAUUUUCAAUUCUUGAUUCAAAAGAUGUGAUUUUUGGAGAAGAAGAUAAUUAAACAGAGGAGAAUUGAAAUGCAAAGAGAUGGAAGAGGAAGCUUAUACAUGGGUGUUCAAGAAACAAGUAAGAGUUGAAAAAAAUUGUUUUUUUUAAUUAUUUAUGAAUCUGAAUUGUGUAUUAGUUAACUGAAGCUCCAAUAAGGUCAAGAGUGUUCCCUUUUGUCUGUAUGAAUUCUUGAAGUUUAAUCUUUAUUCAUGUAGAAAUGAAUUUGAACUUGAAGUUUGAAGCUUCAAGCUUUCAAAUUUUGGAAAAAGUUGGCAUUUUGGGUAUGUUUUAGGUAAUCUUGGCAGUUUGAAGUUAUUGAAUUGGGAAUAAAGUUGGAGUUACAGGGAGGUAUCUUAGCUGGAAAUGGAGGGCUUGAUGAGAUUUUAAGGUUGGAGUUUUAGUAGGACUUGGGAUUUGAAGUUUUUCAAGAUUGGGUUUUUGGAGGGAGAGUUAGUUCAGAAUUUGGAUUUCUGGUGCUGACCUCAGCCCCUUUAAAUCUUAUACCGUUACAAAUUGGGAUUUUGGAAAGAUGGGAUUUGAUUUGGAAAAUGCAAAGAUUGAUAUUAGAGGGACUCAAUGUAGUUUCCAAGUUGGUUUUUUGGAGUUUGGGGAGAAAACCCUAAUUUAGUGGUGGAAUUGGUUUCUGACCCUAAAGUUUGUUUUUGAGCAGGGGAAACUUUAUAACUUUUGCUUUUUGUGUAUGGAAUUUAUGUGCUGACAGAGAUGCAACCGCCACAUCAGCAUUCACGGAUUAAUCUUGCUGAACUGAAAGCUCAGAUAGUGAGGAAACUCGGACCAGAUAGGUCGAAACAGUACUUUUAUUACUUAAAUAGGUUGCUGAGCUUGAAGAUAAGCAAGGUUGAGUUCAGUAAGAUUUGUCUUAGGAUCUUCGGAAGAGAGAACAUUCCACUGCAAAAUCAGUUUAUCCGUUCUAUUUUGAAAAAUGCUUGUAGUGCAAAAGUUCCACCAUCAAGCCAUGAGGAUGAGUUUUUGAAGCCUGGUGCAGCGCUUGGCAAUAAUGAGGCUUCAAAUGAUGUUUAUGAGCAAAAUGGAUCACGUGUUUCGGUAAGACAGUCUUCAAGUCAACCAGGUUUGUCAAAUGGGGACAUUUUGGCAUUAUCUCCUCGAAAGGCCAGAACAGGCUUUCGUGAUCGUAGGGCUGGGGAUGGCUGUAGUGCACUUGGACCAAAUGAGAAAGCUAGUUUUACUUUUCAACAAUCAAUAGCGGAAGAAUCGAGUGAUUUUGAUGUUACUAAGGAAAAUGGUGACUUGAAUCCCCCUGAUGGCCUGAGGUCUGUACAGCACAAUUCAGGACUCAUCCAGCGAUCAGAGGACGAAAGGGAGGCAGCGAAUCUAGAAACUUCCAAACUUUCUUUAACAAAGAGACCACUUGAAGGUCCAGUUUCUGUACAUAACAAAGACCAGGUUAGUGGUGAUGGGAAAGAGAUGCAUGCUAGGAGUGAACUACAAGCGCCACUUGGAGUUCCAUUUUACCCUGUUAGCGUAGGUGGAUCACAUAGAAAAUUGCCUUUGGCAACCAGUAGGAAAUGUUUUCGCUCUUCUAAUUUUGGUGCUUUGUUGGACACCUUAACAUUGAGGGAACGCAUGGAGCAGAUUGCCGCAGAACAGGGAAUUGAAGGGGUGGCAGUCAAUUGUGCCAAUUUGGUGAACAAUGGUUUAGAUUCUUACUUAAAAGGUUUAAUCGGAUCUUGUGUUCAACUUUUGGGAGCAAGGUCUGGGCAUGAGCAGCCUACUAAGAUCAGCCAAAAAAAGCAACAAACUUAUACAAAGCCUGUUAAUGGUCUCAGACCAGGCCAUCAUAUUCAGGUGAGUAGCGAUAAAUCUUCAGAAUUCAUGCAAGAACAGGCACCCGACAGCCUGGUAUCAUUGCAAGAUUUUAGGGUUGCCAUGGAGCUAAACCGGCAGCAACUUGGCAAAGAUUGGCCAUUGCUGCUGGAGAAAGUAUGUGCUCGCGUAUCUGAGGAAUAAAGGCAUAUAUGGAUUUUGUUGUCUUCCAAUUGAGCUCGUAUUGGUCCCUACUGGAUCAGAGGGCACCAGCCUUGCUAGGGUCUUUCUUUGUGCAACCUCUGUGCUAGUUCUCUUGUGGCCGGCCCUUUGAACCAGUCGAUAACUGUUGAAGUUUAACUUGUCUCUUUGAAGAUGAUAGGGACCAUAGCUGAGGACUAUUUAUCUCACCUGCUACAGGGCUUAACUUUGGCCAGAAAAAACCCCAUUUAUUUGCAACCACUGAGAGGGACUUGAAGAAAAGAAUCCCUUGUUGGUUGCCCUGUUGUAUAAUUAGCACAGUUCUCUUAUUUUCUGCAUUCUCUUGUAAUUUAUAGUCAAUGAGUAAAUUUUUAACAGUUUUGGAGGAAUAACUGUAGCCUAGUACUUCAGCAGAAAGAUGAAUUUGAAUGAUGCAAGAGUUCAUGUGUAUUAACUACAUGUAAAACAGAACCUUUUCAGCAGUAGUUUAAUCAGCUGACAGUCUUACUUUUAAAUCAAAACUCGUAUCGUUUGUGGUCCAAUUUUUUCUUUUUCCUAUACAUUGUUAUUGUUUUAGAUGAGUAACUCCAUUUGUGCAGCUUAUUUCUCGUAACU